This is a messenger RNA of Acanthoscelides obtectus, 740 nucleotides long. The record is from the annotation of a GenBank genome assembly. NCBI's taxonomy places the organism in Eukaryota, Metazoa, Arthropoda, Insecta, Coleoptera, Chrysomelidae.
CUGGGCCACCAGUGCGGUGUCAUCAGCAUAUACAGCCUUGGCCAGAAGUAUUGAGCACCCUAAAAAUAUUGUAAGGACGCUAUAAUGAUAGAUGAAAAGAAAAACUGAAGGUUACAAAAAUAUUUGUAGGUAUCCAGACCGGUUUGUAAACAAUACCAUAUCUGCUUACUAUCGCUAAGACGUCUAGUUUUUUAGAGAUUACUCAGUUUUACCUUUCGUUGUGAUCAAUUCAGUAAUUUAGUGAGACUUUGAUAAUUUUAUUUCGAGAAUUUAACUAAUACUCUCGCAAUAUGGCAAACAAGAAUGAAGUGAGCAUUGAAAAACGUGUGAAAAUACAGGUUCUUCAUGAACAAGGGAAGUCCCAAGUAGACAUUGCGAAAACAGUGAAGUAUUCGCAUCGAUGUGUACAAUACACUAUUCAGCGAUUCGCUCGGACCGGUUCACUUAACGAUAGACCUAGAAGAGGCCGCAAACGCAUCGCCACAGAUCGUGAAGACAGAGUAUUGACCAGAGAGUCUUUGAAAAAGAGGAAAAAAACUUCUAUUGUCCUCGCUGCCGAGCUAUCAGCGCAGACUAAUAGACCAAUUUCUACCCGAACUACUCGCAGAAAGCUUCAAGAAGCUGGUCUAAAUGGCCGCAAAGCCGGAAAGAAGCCAUGGCUCUCAGACAAAAACAAGAAGGCUCGAAUUCAUACAGAAAAAUGCAUUCUAAAAUUAGUUUGUGCUGUAACUACCAUGUAA